CUUUGUAUGCAGACCGGAAGUGGAGGUAGUCUGGUACUUCCGGUUGGCUCGAAGAUCUUGGAAGUGGGUGAAAGGUGAAGAAGACGUCAGGCUUGUCAUUGUUCUUCAACACGGACACAAAAGUUCUCACUUCCACACACAGAACCACCGACGAUGCUGCAGAACACCGGGAAGUUAGCUGGCUGCACGCUCUUCAUCACUGGAGCGAGUCGCGGCAUUGGGAAGGCAAUCGCUCUAAAGGCUGCCAAAGAUGGCGCCAAUAUCAUCAUCGCUGCCAAGACCGCCGAGCCCCACCCCAAACUCCCUGGGACCAUUUACACUGCCGCCAAGGAGGUGGAGGCAGCCGGUGGGAAGGCGUUGCCCUGCGUUGUCGAUAUCCGUGAUGAGAAGCAGGUUGGAGACGCCGUCCAGAAAGCCGUCGACACGUUUGGUGGUAUUGACAUCCUGGUGAACAACGCUAGUGCCAUCAACCUGACAGGAACUCUCGAGACGCCCAUGAAGAAGGUGGACCUGAUGCUGGGGAUCAACUUGAGAGGAACAUACAUGACGUCCAAGAUGGUGAUUCCUCAUUUGCUGAAGAGUCGCUCCCCUCACAUCCUGAACCUGUCACCUCCGCUCAACCUCAACCCUAUCUGGUUCAAGAACCACACAGCAUACACAAUGGCAAAGUACGGCAUGUCCAUGUGCGUCCUUGGAAUGGCCGAAGAGUUCAGAGGUCAAAUUGCUGUCAACGCGCUCUGGCCCAAAACUGCGAUCCAGACGGCGGCGAUGGACAUGUUGGGCGGGACAGAUGUGGGUAAACAGUGCCGUACGGCUGACAUCAUGGCGGACGCCGCCUAUGCCAUCCUGUCCCGACAAAAAGACUUCACGGGUCACUUCCUGGUGGAUGAAGACGUCCUGAGGGGGGAGGGGCUCCAAGACUUCGAGCAGUACGCCGUCCAGCCAGGUCACCCUCUGCUGCCAGACUUCUUCCUCGAUGAAGCACCAGAGAGCCUGGCCAAGCAGAUGGAGCAACACGGGGCGACCCCGGCCUUCAAACCACCAUCAUCUUCAUCGUCAUCAGCCUCUGGUGGACCAGUUGAAACCACGUUUGAUGUCAUCAAGUCAGUCAUCAACGAAGACGUCGUCAAAUCCACGCAGGGCGUUUAUCAGUUCGACCUGUCAGGAGAGCACAAGGGCGUUUGGUUCCUGGACUUGAAGAGCGGCGCUGGCAGUGCGGGGCAGGGUCAGCCGCCCGUCAAAGCCGACGUCGUCAUGACGAUGGACUCCAGCGACUUCAGCAAGAUGUUCUCAGGGAAGCUGAAGCCCACGCUAGCCUUCAUGUCGGGGAAGCUGCGGAUCAAAGGCGACAUGACGCUCGCCAUCAAACUGGAGAAGCUGAUGAGCCGCAUGAACAAGGCCAAACUGUGAGACUGAAGCCCCGCCCCCAGGCCCACAGGCCCCGCCUUAACGCUGAAGCUGUACAUGUUGCCUUGAUGACAAUAAAACUACAUUAAUAAUAAAGUUGA
Messenger RNA from Thunnus maccoyii (southern bluefin tuna), 1508 nucleotides. It is a transcript of the gene hsdl2, whose product is annotated as hydroxysteroid dehydrogenase like 2. The record is from RefSeq and is a predicted model, not a curated record. Bases 154 to 1410 code for a protein of 418 amino acids. The transcript is spliced from 11 exons. Gene Ontology annotation, cellular component: mitochondrion. NCBI's taxonomy places the organism in Eukaryota, Metazoa, Chordata, Actinopteri, Scombriformes, Scombridae.